Anopheles aquasalis is the source of this 969-nucleotide messenger RNA. Its product is annotated as brachyurin-like. Gene Ontology annotation, molecular function: serine-type endopeptidase activity. Lineage: Eukaryota; Metazoa; Arthropoda; Insecta; Diptera; Culicidae. Gene Ontology annotation, biological process: proteolysis. The record is from RefSeq and is a predicted model, not a curated record.
AUGCUGGCCCGGCCGUGUGAUAAGCGGGUCAGUUUGCUAUCGGUCGUGCGAUCAUUCCUGCGGGCUUGCCUAAUCGCAAUCCGCAGUCUGGUGAUGGCCAACGUAGCGAUCGAUUGGACGCAAGUGAAACCGGUGGAACAGUUGGAUCAUUACUGGGCACGCGUUCCAGCCGAGUGGCAGUUUCUGCGCAACGCUAGCGAUGGAGCGAAGGCGGCAUCGUCCGGACGCAUCACCAACGGUGCAGAGGCAAGCCCGAGCCAGUUCCCGUACCAAGCCUUGCUACUGGUCGAGUUCGGUGCCCUGACAACGCUGUGCGGUGGUUCGGUGCUGACGAAUCACUACAUCCUAACGGCGGCCCACUGUGUUAUGCUUGAUCAGACGACAAAGGCCAGUGCUGGUACGGUCAUCUUGGGUGCCCUCAAUCGCUUGGAACAGGAACCGUCCCAGCAGCGUAUCCGGUUCAGCCGAACGAGCAUCUUCGUGCACCCCCAGUACACGGCCUCUAAUCUACGCUUUGAUGUCGCCGUCAUGCGGCUCGGUUCAACGAUAGUGUUCAACCAGUGGGUCCAACCGAUCGCCCUACCAUCGCGUAACGAUUUGCGAACCUUCGAAGGGCUCAUCGGCACGGUGAGCGGUUGGGGACGCACCAGUGACGCAACCGGUGGCUUCGCAACAAUCCUUCGCUACACUCACAAUCCAAUCCUAAGCAACGGCGGGUGCAUCGAUCGGUGGGGUUCGUUGCUGGUGGAACCACAAAACAUCUGCCAAUCGGGUGAUGGUGGUCGGUCGGCCUGUAACGGUGACUCGGGUGGACCACUGACCGUAACCAACGGUGGCCGUACGCUGCAAGUCGGUGUGAUUUCGUUCGGACCGGAUAAUGGCUGCACUCGCGGGAUGCCGGUGGUAAUGGCACGAACGUCCUUCUUCCUCGACUGGAUCGCCGCCAACUCGGAUUACGUGGUGAGCUAG